Aspergillus viridinutans is the source of this 3339-nucleotide messenger RNA. It is a transcript of the gene clcA, whose product is annotated as putative C6 finger domain protein. The coding region runs from base 1 to 3339 and encodes 1112 amino acids. The transcript has 5 exons. NCBI's taxonomy places the organism in Eukaryota, Fungi, Ascomycota, Eurotiomycetes, Eurotiales, Aspergillaceae. The record is from RefSeq and is a predicted model, not a curated record.
AUGACUGUCGCACUGAACAGACCGUUCGUAGCGGAUUUACGGCAACCUGGAGUCACCGGCCGGAGGUGCGGACCUACCAUUGUCGAAAUGAUUGGAACGGACGAUAAGUCACAUUCGCUCCCUCCUUACUCCGGCCCUCCCCCCCCUCCUCAAAUGCAUCAUCGCAUUCCUCCUGAGGCGGCGCAUGGCCUGGCAAAUGCGCCGGGGGCGUACGAUCAGCCAUGGCGCCCCUACCCGCCGUCCUUCGAGCAGCAUCACGCGGAGCAGCGACGGGCCUCCAACCCCCCUCAACCUUCCCUGCCCCAUGGGUAUCCUGUCAUGCCGAAUCGAGAGUUGCCUCAGCUACCUCCCGACGGGCCGUAUGGUCGGCCAAAUAGUUUGCCUGCUCCCAGUCUCACCCCGACGGAAUCCCAUCCGCCGACUUUCCGCCCUAUGAAUGGAGCUUCGCAUGAUUCCAUCCCUCAUUCGACACCAACGCAUCCAGCUCCUCCUCAUUCGGCGCCCCCCGACUUUCGUUCGCGGAUGACAUAUCCCCCUCAAGAACAGAGCAGUAAUGGCGAUGGCCCCCCUCCCCCUCCUCCAGCUCCACAUACGAUGCCUCCAGCUCAGUUUCCGACGCCGGUCCCGCAUAUUUCACAUACUCCUGCUCCCUAUGAGCCGAACUAUUACCAAAAUCAGGCCUUUGGUAUGCGCCAGCGCAAGGCUGCCCGGGCUCAACAGGAAAAGGCCACCCAGCAGAUCUUGGACAAGAUACAAUAUCUGGAAGAUAAGCUCGACGAGCGUCUGACGCAUUUUCAAACUGUACAGAUGGAACAUGGGAUGCAGCUUAGUAAGAUUUCCAACGAGGUCGGGUUGAAAGAGCCGAAACUUUUGGCUGUCAAAGAUGCCACCCGAUCAAUGCCACCCAAGCAGACACUUGAUAGAUUGCUGAAACCAAGUGCUGCUGAUCUUUUGCUUGAGUCAGAAUCAAAGAAUGGAGAGGGAAUGCAGCAGUUGGAUUCGAAUGACCUCCCAGGACAGAGUUACGUGGAGAGGGAGGACGGCGAGCUGUCCAUCCCCGUGGAACAUACAACGGCUGCCCACAAGCUGCUAUCCUGGCCGUCGAUUAAAAAUCUACUCUAUCCCCGCGAGUACGACGAGGAUUAUGUGAUGAAGCUUGAAGAGCGACGUGGCUUGAUUCGCGUCUAUGGCCGUGGUGAGGGCGACGACGCAAGUGAGGAUCGCAUGUCGCCAACCCCGUUGACUAGUUCGAAUUCCAGCAGCGGAUGGGAUGAUACUCACACCCACCGAGCAUCGCCGAGUAGUCCUUGGACGCAGAGCUCUCAUCCCAGUGGUUUCCCGCAGAAGCUUCGAGACAAGGGGGUUGACGAGUAUGGUACUCUGUGGGCCGAUCCGGACACCGUCCGUCGCUAUCAUCGCAGUUACCUUCAGCACAUACACAAGCUUCAUCCCUUCCUCGACCAGGGUGACCUGGACAAGAAGAUCGAAAUGUUCAUCAAGUUCCAUUGCUUACCGAAGACUUCCGGAUCGACGCCUACAGGGACAGGCGACAUGCCACGAGGUGCAAAAAGGAAAAGGUCAUGUGAAACUUUGCAAGGUGCAGCGUGCGAUUUUCCAACUUCCGCUGGCGUCAGGACAGAAGCGACGAGCCGUCGCAUCGAAAAGUCAAUUGACAACGCUGUUCUCCUUCUCGUGCUUGCGCUGGGCAGCAUCUGCGAAGUGGGAGCACCAGUCCCCGUUCCUGUUACUGAUAACCCCCCGGAUUUUCGCAAAGAGUGGAUCCCUGGCCCGCCCACCCGUAGCGUCCUUUCUCCCGCUGGAUCUGACAUGAUUCUUCCAGCGCAGGGGAGCUUCUACGCACCCCAAGCUGUCCCGUCUCCCUCACCUGUUGACGGUCGGAGAAGCGUCGGAGGGCGGUCAGGGUCAUCGGGCCGAGACGUGCCUGCCAAUCGACAUCUCAGAAACGUCGAUGUCGUUCCGGGUUUAUCUUAUUAUGCAUAUGCCACGCAGAUCCUUGGCGGCCUUCAAGGGGCCAAUGGUUUGCUUCAUGUUCAAGCGGCUUUGCUCGCAGGACUUUACGCCGGCCAGCUGGCGCAUCCUUUCCAGAGUCAUGGGUGGAUAUACCAAGCCGCUCGCGCUUGCCAAGUACUCAUUCGAUCGAAACGCUAUGACCAGAUGCAGGACGGCCCCCUGAAAGACCUCUAUGAUUUCGCGUAUUGGACAUGUCUUCAGCUUGAGAGUGAUAUUCUUGCAGAACUUGAUCUUCCCGCCAGUGGCAUUUCUCGUGCAGAGUCACGUAUAGGUCUACCAAAGGGACGCUUCACACUUGCUUUGCCAAAUGAGAUCUGCGCGCCCAGUACCAUGAUGAUGUUUUUCUAUUCUGCCCAAAUCCACCUCCGGAAAGUCCUUAACCGUGUCCACACUGAUCUGUACAAAGUUGAGAGACAACAAGGCUCUAACACUGCAAACCCGGGCAGUGCCACCAAUGCUGCUGGUUCUGCGAGCGCUGUCAACGCUGCAAUCGCCGCAAUCACAGCUAAUCCUUCCAGCAAUACUACAACUAUGAACAGCUCGAGCAACAACCGGUGGACCUCAAACGUGCAGGAAAUUCUUAGCAUGAAUCUCGAACUGUGGCGAAAUAGUCUUCCAGAGAUCAUGAAAUGGAAAGACACUGAUCCCCCUUCAAAUGACAUAAACGUUGCUCGCAUGCGGGCCAAAUAUUACGGCGCGCGAUACAUCAUCCAUCGUCCUCUUCUAUAUCAUGCUCUGCAUUUUGCUGGACUCCCAAAUCCCAAUCCAACCUCCGCGUCAGUCGAGUCGCCCGCCGGGUCCGUUCUCUCUGGCUCGAAAUCUCAGCAGGUUUCGCCCUCUUUACCACACAGUCAACGGGCUUCAAACAUGGCACGUCUGUCGAGUGAUAUGGGCAUAGCAGUCCAUAGCGCCCCCACUUCCUUCCAAGGAGGCUCGAUGGGCACCAUUGCAUACCGAGACCUUCCGCCUAAGCUACGACGAGCCUGCAAAGUAUGCAUCGACUCUGCAAUUCUGAGUACAGAGGCCUUUGAUGGGAUCGAAGGUCGUCCGAUCGUGACAAAUAUCUUUGGAACUGCUCAUGCGCAAUUCGGCAAUAUGCUCGUGCUGUCUGCGACCUACAUGUCCUGUCUCUCAGAGCUAGUGGACCGAAAUGUGCUGGAGAAACUUCUCAAGCGAACAAUUAGAUUCCUGUUGCAGAGCCGAUAUAUCUCCCCUAGUCUUCGAGCCGAUGCACGGAUCCUGACCGAAAUCUACGAGAAGAUUUUUCGAGAGCCCGCCAACACGAGUUUCUCAUCCGCCUAUAGCUAG